AUGCUUUCNUAAAAAAAAAAAAAGAUUAAAUAAUUCUUAUUAUAUUCAUAGUAUCAUUCACAAUCACAAGAAAUAACUUUAAUUUAGUGGUUGGCCUUAUGGAAGUAUUAUUUAAAUAUUAAUGUAUUUUAGUGCAUUCUCUUUUUUUAAUUACAAAGAUGCCUAUAAAUUAUUGAAUUAUAUUGGAAUUGAUAUCAAAAUGGCAGAUGCAUUCAAAGCAUAAAAUAAAAAAGAUUCUUGGUAUUCUGUCUAAAAAAUAGUUGAGAGAAAAGUAUUUCAUAUAGGUGUUGUUACUAAAAACAAAAAGGUAAAUUAUAGUUUAUAUUAUAUUAGAAAAUCUUAGAAGAAUAAUUCAAUAAUUUAUCACCUAGAAUAACAAUAAUAAAUUCUAAAACAUAUGUGAUUAGCAUUUAUGAUGAAUUAUAAGUAUAAUAAUAAAUAGAGUAAAGUAGAUUAAGCAUUAUUGAUUUUUUAAUGAUUGUAAAUUCCUAUUGUUUUUAAACAGCUUAACUUAUUCCUAUUACUUUUUUUGAUGACACAAUUUCUGUAUGGACAUAAAUUACAAAAAUUGUAGAUAUUCUUUAUUCUCAGUAAAACAUAUCAUUUAUUAUUUAAGAAAUUUUGGAUAUUCGAAUUUUCAAAUUUAAUAAUUAAAAUAAAAAAACAGUGUAUCUAUCAUUUCAAUAACUAGUUGUAUUGCCCUUAUAAUAGGUUUAACAACUGCUGGAUAUUAUUAUUUCCUUUGCAAGCCAUUUAAAAAAAGUAAAUGA
Messenger RNA from Paramecium pentaurelia, 770 nucleotides. The record is from the annotation of a GenBank genome assembly. Lineage: Eukaryota; Ciliophora; Oligohymenophorea; Peniculida; Parameciidae.